Molecule: messenger RNA, 1182 nt
Organism: Bombina bombina (fire-bellied toad)
Lineage: Eukaryota; Metazoa; Chordata; Amphibia; Anura; Bombinatoridae
Gene: TCEANC2
Product: transcription elongation factor A N-terminal and central domain containing 2
Exons: 4
Coding region: 59-682 (207 amino acids)
Biological process (GO): DNA-templated transcription
Source: RefSeq, a predicted model, not a curated record
UUUUUACCAUGCCGUGUUGUGUCAUCAUCAUGCGCCUUAUUGUCUCUCUUUAUGGGAAAUGGAUAAGUUUGUUAUCCGUCAGCCCAAGGGGGCGAUACCCCAAGUGAGCAGCAGCCGAGAGAAAGGGAAGAAACAGAGUACCCUGCAUGACCUCAAGAGGGUUGUGGUUUUGGAAGAUAUAAAAAGAUGGAAAUGUAUCCUGGAACUUCCUCACCAGACCAAAGCAAAUUUACUAGACACUUUACUACAACUAAAGAAGAAAAUUCCCUCUGAAGAAGUAAUCAGAUCAACAAAAAUUGGUGAAGCUGUGCAAAGACUACAAACUCACAGUGAGGCUGAAGUAUCUGAUCUUGCUUCUGAGGUUCAUACUCAGUGGGAAACCUUUAUAAAUGAGAAGAAAUGCAAGCCAUCUAUUGAAGUGAGAAGUGAUGCGACUACAGAGAAAUUGCGCAGCAAUGCCAGACGACUGCUGUGUGAAGCACUAGAUGUGGAGGUUGGUAAUCCUCUGGCUGAAUGUGUUGAACGAGAAGUUUUUCACCAGAGCUCUCGCCUGAUUAAUGUUCCGUAUCGGAGGACAGUCCGUACUCUCGUAUUCACGCUUAAGCACAAGCCUGACAUUCGUUCUGAGCUCAUGGAUGGACUCCUACAAGUGAAUGAGCUUGUAAAGAGGCACAAGAAAUAAUGUGCAGCCAUACUGGACACAUAGCAUCUGCAAACGUUCCAUGAACUAAGUUGCAUUAAUGACAUUCUAAGAUGCAGUCACUAUGAUAUUUACAGAAUUUUACUCCCAUUGACACAAUAAGUAUUGUUACUCGUGUGCAGUUGGGUCAGUAGGAAGAAUUUUUGUGUUAAUUGGAAGGAUUGUUACUCUGGUACUCUUGGGUCAGCAGGAAGAAUUUUACUGAUGGUUUUUGAGUUCAUGGAGAGGAUUAUUAUUCAUGCUUUACUUUUAGUGAAGGAUCAAUAUGUGAGGACCCUGGGAGAUGAUUAUGUCAUGGUCUACAGGAUUGCAUCUAAAUUUAACAAGCUGCAUUGGACUGUUAUUUGCGAAUGAGUUUUAAGAACACAGUGACACUCAUCACAGAGUUUUAUUUUAUUUUUACAUUUUAAAGGAUAUUUUUUUUAUUGAAACAUUUGUUUUUUUAUUUUCUGUUACGUAAAUAAACCUGCAUAAAGUAUUAA